Molecule: messenger RNA, 8879 nt
Organism: Equus quagga
Lineage: Eukaryota; Metazoa; Chordata; Mammalia; Perissodactyla; Equidae
Gene: GDAP1
Product: ganglioside induced differentiation associated protein 1
Exons: 6
Coding region: 5069-6103 (344 amino acids)
Biological process (GO): mitochondrial fission; mitochondrial fusion
Cellular component (GO): mitochondrial outer membrane
Source: RefSeq, a predicted model, not a curated record
AAGAAAGCACAGCGUGAGUCGGGGCAGGCGGGGUGCGGCAGCCUGCAAGCACCACGCGCGCACGGGAUGGGCCCCGCGCGCGCAGAGCAGGCGGGCGCACGGCCCAAUCCCGCACAUCGCCAAGUCUACUCUACAGGCCUACUUUCAUCCACUUGUGAAUUCCCGCCUUGUCCUUUUGUGUCUAUGCCUUUUAUGUUAUUGUAGAGGGUUUUCCAAUAGUCUGCUAAGUUUUACUUUUCAUUUAAAAAUUUGUACGAGUGUUUCGGAUGAAAACCCCUACUUUCUAAUACAAAGAGAGUGAUCAUUAGCAAACAACUAUUCUCCCCUGAAAUUAAUGCAUCAAAAAUCCCUCUUAGGAAGGCAGUACCACAUAGAUGAAAUGGGUUCUACUUGUGAAUUUUAUUCUAAUUUUUACCAAUUUAGCCGAAAAACUCGAAAACUCUAGGUCUAUCUGUAUCACAUUCUAACAAGCUCAAAGCCUUAAAAUUAUGAGUGAUCUGAAUAUGUGAACAUGGGGCAUCAAAUUAUCUUACAUUUUCUUUAUGCCAUAUUCACCUUUUUGUAGGGUAGGGACAAACUUUAAUAUUUAGGAUUAUUGUUUAGUUUUGGGUGAAACUUUUUGAGCUAAGAGUGAUUUGACAAAUAUAAUAUAUAUCCUGGUACAGUGAGCCGUUAUGAAAAGAUGGGCAGUUUGUGUUAACAUUUUGUACUUCCAAAUGAAAAAGUCAAGAUUUGUCCCAUAUUACUUGCCAGAUUUCUGCUUUUUUCCUGGCCCUUCUCCUCAUGGAUUUCCCUAGCAUCUGCUACUGUAUUGUGAAUCACAUCGUGGACUAGAAGCACUCUGAGGGCAAGAAUUACCUCCUAAGAGAACACAUUUCCAGAUUCAUGGCUGUGUUUCCUAUGGUCUGUCUGUGUUUGAUGGCUUUAUAGUAAACAGCUAUAGUGGCUAAAAAGAGUACACUAUUUGCUUUAAAAAAAAACAACAACUGAGAGAUGGCCAGAGGAAACCUUCCACUCUUAACAUUACAGAAUUUAUCUCAGAUGUUCGACAGUGUCCCUUAAAACUUUGUUGACACCACAUCACUCUUCCAAUGAAUAUUAUGCCUUUUCAGGAAUAGGAUAAUCUCUAAUAUCAAGCAUUUGUUUUCAGUAAGUUUUUCUAUUAAGUAAAUUAGCAAAGAUGUUUAAAAAAUACCCUGGUACAGCUUUUAAAUAAUCUUAGGAGGAACUGAAUGUUAAAAUUAGGGAACUUGGAAUUUUCUAAAUCAAGGCCAUUUCCUUUAAUUAAAGGCAAAUUUUAAAUUAUAGUAUCCCCCAAAAUAAGCUAUGUGGAAAUUUUAAGAUAUAAUUACUCCUGUAUUCUUCAUAAUAAUUCACAAUGUCAUAGAAAAUAAAUCAUGAACUCUUGACCUCUUUCAGUUUCUGAUUAUAAUGAGCUAACUUAUAGUCACUUUUGAUUUUCUAUUGCCACAUAAAGAUUUCCAUUGCAUGGCAUACAUUUUUUUAAAAAUACUGAGCAAUACUGCUAGUGGUUUUAUAUCAUUCUGUUAACAAGGAUUGAUUAUUUCAUUGCACUUAAAACUGUAAUAGCUCCAAGAUCAAAAGUUUUGACUAAUUUCAAGACUACCAUCUCUUUCUGUUCAUUCUGAUAUAUUUAUGUCAUAUAAAUACACAAUUGCAGGGCAACAAUAAAAUCCUAAGUGGGAAGUGGGUCUGGUACUGUGAAUGUCAUAGUCUGGGUAGGUGAAAACUCUUUAGCUGACAUCUGUGAACUUCUGAGGAGGUGGGGGGCCAUAGCUUUCUUAAAAGAAUAAACCCCAAAAGAUAAGAUAGUCAUAUAGAACAUUUCUGAUUAAGAAGCAUCCUGCUGAAUAUUAGUUAUCUCAAACACUACCACUUCAAUAGGGAAGGAAAUUGAAUUAUUAGGAAAUUUCAACUUUGACUUUUGUUUUGCCUAACUAAAGUUUAAAUCCUAGGAUAAAAGUUAUACAACCGGACUUACACGCACUAAAAUAAACGGCCUUAUUUUUAAAAAUAUUUCGCUUAAAUAAAUGAGGAAUGCUAUAAUCAUAUCCUGACUUCUCUACAUAAUAACAAGUUAAUUUUGCCAGAAUAAUUCCCAUGGGUAUGGUUUGACAUCAAUAAGCAUUUACACUUUUAAGAUGCAACCAUACUAUCUUAGCAAAUGUUCGACACUGACAGGAGAUAAACAGCUAGUUUCCUUAAACUGGUAUCUCCAAAAGUAAGACUAGUAUUUAGAAUUUCUGAAAAAGUAUUUCUUGAAAAUCUAAGUGGUUUAAGGCAACAGCAAUAAUUUGGAAAAUUUAGGUCUCUGCUUAACUGUCAAGUAGGGGAGGUGGGACAAUGGCAUUGGCCACAUUCCCAUCCUAUUCUGUUAAGUCAGAGUAUAUGGAAGAAUUCCUCCAUAGAAUUGCUAGAAACCAAUUUCCAGUCAAACUGUUAGUAGUGCCUCUGAAAUUUAAAUAGGUUUAGUCAAUGAACCUAGAAAAAGGGGCCUCUGUUUCUUUAUGAAGCAGGUGGGUUCCAACUUCUGCCUGCUGCUCAAAUAAAGUUCUAAUUAGUUCCUCUCAAUUCCUUAAAUACAGAUGCAUAUUGCACAAGUAUAAAAAUUAUUUGUCUGGGUUUUGUUUUAAAUUCUGUUCUCUGAUUUUUCAUCUGGGAGCUGAUCGUCUAGAUACAGCCAUUUUCACUACACAAUCUUGUAGUGGAAGGCGUCCAGUUCAGAAUGAGUUCUAGUCAAAUUUAGACUAUACUCUGCCAAACCUAUGUUUACAUGCUACAAAUGGCUAUGUGCAAGUAUGCAUAUAUUAACAAAACCAUGUGUCUUCCUAGAUAUUUUCAACAGUUUUGUGACAGGUGAAAAAAGGAGGUAUAGCGAUCAGAAUUUGCACAAAAUAUUCUGGGCACCUAGACCUGGAUUUCAUGAGUAUGGUACUAAUUUAUUCUUAAUUAAUAUUUGGGGGGUUUCUAUUUCAGCAACACUUUACCCACAAAUCACCAAUAAAGUAGGUCAAGUAAUACUUCUCACAUGGAAUUACUACUUCCUUCCUCCUCUAGUUUAAUGUCACCACAGAGUACAUGGAUCAGAUUUUCCGUCGGUCUGACGCAGGGUGUACGGGAACAGACGUGGUGGUACAGAGGCAAGAAACAAGCUAACUCUUAAGUAAGAAUAGGGAAAGUAAGAGUUCUGAUUUUGGCCAAAACCUUUGUAUGGGCUAAGUUAUAGCAGUAUCUUUCCACUUACACUUCCAUUUUAUGAUUAAGGACUUUCUAAUUAAACCGAUUGACCUAUGAAAGAAGGCAGAAGAUUGACUAGCACAGACUAGACAUCCAAUAGUGAUUUUAAGUGGUUUUUUCCCCUUUCUAAUUCGUAGCAUAUUAGAUUUUUUUUUUUUUCAGAAAAAGAAAGCCACAGUCCUAUGGUGAUGCCAAAUUUUGAGGUUUUUUAAAAAAAUCUUUUUGAGGUUCGUUUUGAAACAGAAGGCAGAUUAUCCCCCAAAUCAUCCUGGACACUUAUUUGAGCUUCUACAACACAUAGACGACCUUUACUGUGCUAUAUAUAUAUAUUUGAUUGCUAGGUAUAAUGAAUACUCUAAACCAGGAGAUUUUGUUUAAUGAGUAGUAACUUUGAAAGACAUUUAUUUUAACUUUCCAAAACUGAAGAGAACUAUCCAUGGCCUUCUCAAAAAGCUUAUAAAAUAAUGCACCCAUUUAAAAAAAUAAAUUUUGCAUUCCACUUUUGAGCAUGGAAUUUAGUUAUAUUGUAGACCUGGGACCUCCAAUAAAAUCCAGUCACAAGCUAACAUAUUUAUAAGGCUGUAAACAAAGGCACUCUUUGCCCAUUCACAACAUUAAAAGGCCUAAUUAACUACUGUGGAACUCAAGUCUCAUGUAGCCCAUAGAAAAGUAUUAGAGAAAGGUUUUUUUCCCCCGUUUUAAUCCAUGAGAACCAUAUCCUUUAUUUACCCUGUAGGACGAAAAGAUGUCCUUUUUAGCAAAUCCUACUGUUCUGCCAUUUUGCAUUUGAAACACAGCCCAAGUGUUCUGAGUAAGUGAAGUGUACAAAUUGUAUAAGCUUUUAUAUAAGCAAUGGCCUAACUGGGGGUUGCAAUGGGCUGGAGAAACUUUUAAUUGGAUCCGUUUAAUAUUCUCCAACUCUGAGCUGCAUAAUUCCAAAAGGUGACAUCGCCUCCUACCAUCCUUUUCAAUUAACUGUGAUUAUGUUUAUUAUCAGAAAAUGUAUUUUGCCAAAGGAUAAGCGAUUUAUCCCUCUCAGCUUAUUACACAAGGAAAUUCACGAGGUUUUGAUACCUAUUUCAAUAAUGUGUACUUGUCCUAACUGAAAAAAAAAAGAAGGGAACUCUGCCAUUUAAUAUACACAAUUGGUUUUGCAAAUAUUCUUAAAUAUUCAAAUAAGGUGAAUUUUGUUCACAGCCAGCCUACUGUAUAGGUCAUACACCUUAGUGCAAAUCGGUGACCCGGUACUGCCAUUCUUAGGAGUAAAGUAGCUGCUAACUUAGCAACUAUACGAAUAUACCCUUCAAUUGUAUUUUUCAAAACGUAGACUUCAUUGUUCAUUUCUAAAAUGUUUUCCUAGUAAUUUGUCCAAAGAUCUCCAGGUCCACAAUGACUACCAUUCUUUUGCUCGCAAACCGAUACUUUAAGGAACCGAAUGAAAACUAGGAAGAAAAACCCACACCCUCUGGACCCCACCUGUAUCAGGUGACCUCCCCGCUCCCAUAACUAAGGCGUUUCCAAAUGCACCCCAAAUAAGGUACAAUUCCCCAACAUCCUGGUUAUGGGGUUCUGGCUUCUAUCUUUAGGCUACUAGAGGACCAGAAGUGAAAUACGACUCCACGUGAAACCAAUCCGGGGAGCAGUCAGCACCGACCGCCAGCCUCACAAGCCCAGGGCGUUCGCUCUAACUCCACGGGAGUGGCGAUUUCAAACCCAGCUGGGAGAGGGAGGGAUCAGGAACGUAAUGUGACAGGCUCAAGUGACAGCGUCCUCUCUCCAGCCCAACCCUCCCGGGCGGUGCUCCCUCCUAAUGGCAGUGCAGCGCCGGCCAGGUAUAUUCACGCUUUGCUCCCCCGGUGUGGACACCGCCCGCUCCAAGAACCAGGUGCGCCUGGUAAUUGCUGAAAAGGCAUUGAAGUGCGAGGAACAUGAUGUAAGUCUGCCCCUGAGUGAGCACAAUGAGCCUUGGUUUAUGCGUUUGAACUCAACUGGAGAAGUGCCUGUCCUUAUCCACGGGGAAAACAUUAUUUGUGAGGCCACUCAGAUCAUUGAUUAUCUUGAACAGACUUUCCUGGAUGAGAAAACACCCAGGUUGAUGCCUGAUAAAGGAAGCAUGUAUUACCCACGGGUGCAACAUUAUCGAGAACUGCUUGACUCCUUGCCCAUGGAUGCCUAUACACAUGGCUGCAUUUUACAUCCUGAGCUAACUGUGGACUCCAUGAUCCCAGCUUAUGCAACAACACGGAUUCGCAGCCAAAUUGGUAACACAGAGUCUGAACUGAAAAAACUUGCUGAAGAAAACCCAGAUCUACAAGAGGCAUACAUUGCAAAACAGAAGCGACUGAAAUCAAAGCUGCUUGACCAUGACAAUGUCAAAUAUUUGAAGAAAAUUCUUGACGAAUUGGAGAAAGUCUUGGAUCAGGUUGAAACUGAGUUGCAAAGAAGAAACGAAGAAACCCCAGAAGAGGGCCGCCAGCCUUGGCUCUGCGGAGAGUCCUUCACCUUGGCCGACGUCUCGCUCGCUGUCACAUUGCAUCGACUGAAGUUCCUGGGGUUUGCGAGGAGAAACUGGGGAAACGGAAAGCGACCGAACUUGGAAACCUAUUACGAGCGUGUCUUGAAGAGAAAAACAUUUAACAAGGUUUUAGGACAUGUCAACAAUAUAUUAAUCUCCGCAGUGCUGCCAACAGCGUUCCGGGUGGCCAAGAAAAGGGCCCCAAAAGUUCUUGGCACCACCCUUGUGGUUGGUUUGCUUGCAGGAAUGGGAUAUUUUGCUUUUAUGCUUUUCAGAAAGAGACUUGGCAGCAUGGUAUUAGCACUUAGACCCAGACCCAAUUAUUUCUAGGCUGGUCGAGAUCUAGGGGUGGCAACUUCCUGCUAGACCUCUGUCCACUGUUCCAGGCCCGGGGAAGAAUGGCCCUGGGCAACUAGUAAAAAGCAUAAUUUACUUUACUCUUUGGGUAGUUUAUGUGGGGAGAGGAGGCAAUGAAAAUGUUUUUGUGGGCUGGCAACUUUGAGCUAAUCCAUCCUUAAAACAUGUGCAAGGUUAAGAUAUAUAAACACUGUCAGGUGGAGAAUACACCUUUAUCUCCAAAUGCCAGGUCAAGUUCUGAGUUAUUUUUUGGGAGAAGGUUAUUACAAUGAACAGACAGUAAUAAUAACCUGUGGUGGCCCAUCUGGGACUGUCUGGACGUGCUGAGGGUUGAAUAGUUAGCAGUUUUCCCUUAGAAUUCAGAAGUCAUCUUUGUUACAAACACGGAUUCAGACAGCAACAGGGCAGAGCAAUGCUUCGUACUACCACUGCUAGCUUCAGACAGAAAUAAGGGAGAAAAAGGGAAAAGGGAGAAGGGGGAAAAAGGGAGAAUGAAGUUUAUACGGUGAAGAGCAGUAGAAUGCAGCCUCCAGGUGCCUCCAAUACCACUCAUGGCUGCCUGUCCCCUUAAGUAAACAUUACAUGUGACUACUUGUGGCCACUGCCCACACAUCCUCCUGUAACUGAGAACCCUUGGGAAAAGAAGACAAAGGAGUUAGACAGGGCGUUUUCUUGGGAAAGGAAAACCGCCGGCUUCACGUUUACACACCUCACCUGACCUUAGUGUUAAUUUUAAAUCCGUAUGACUCACACUCCUUGUUUUAAUGAGAUUAACUGCUUAUGUACUUGGAUGUGAGAUGCCCAUGGGAACAUGUCUGCCUGGCAUUUACAUGAAAAUCUGAAGUGAUGUCAAAAUGGCUCUUUUCUCUUCCUCCUGGUUCCCCAAUUCAAUGGUGCCUAUGAGAUAUCACUCCUGUCGACCAUCGUGUCCAGUCACUAGGGGACGUGGCCUCUACAGCCCCUUGUAUGCACACAGCUAAUGUCCCACCUAAUCACUAGCAUGGAAUGUGGCUGGAUAGUGAGUAUUUUGGUGACUGAGAGUACUAAAUAUGCUCUUUCUGCAUUUGGGAAGGCUGGUGUGUUAACACAAAAACUGUUUUCUAUGCCUUGCAUCUGUUUAUUGUCAUCAACAAAGCCUUAAAAGGUUACAGAGAAAGGAAUGUGUAGUCUUAACCCUUGGCAGUUAAUUUAGGGGAGAAGAAAUAAGUGGCUAGAUAGUGAUGUCCACCAAUAUUCAUUCAUGAUUGUCUAGGCAUUUUGGGGGGUACGUCAGUCUACUGGGAAGGGACAAUCCCAGUGUGUCCCAUGGACACCCAUGGAACUGCAUCAUUGAGUGUGUGCUCAGGAGACAGAGUUCGUGGUGACAGGAAGACGGAGUUUCUCUGGAGCUGGCCAGAAAGGCCUUGGGAGCAGUUUCAGGCAUGUGAUGGGAAGUGUGAGUAGAGAAUGAUGAGUUAGGGUUCCAGCAAACACCAGAAGCUUAUUUGGACUGCCUUGGGUUGGUUGUGCAAAACAGCUGAAGAAGGGACUGACUUUUUCAUUCAUAAGAAACAGUCGUACUUAGGAAACAAUGACUUUUUGAUGGUAAAACGAUUCUAUAAUCCAUUUCAUGACCUAGUUGUUUUAGGAAAUCUUAAUGAACUGGAUGUUCCCUGUUUACAGAAAAUUAGUAACAUCUCCAGUGUAAACUCAAUCCAGUAAUAAUGAACAGACUGAUAGCCUUUAUAAUGUCUUAAUUUUGUACCUCAGCAUAUUGUCAUAUAAAGUAUCUGAACUCAUUUGUCGCUGGGACAUUCCAAUCCAUGUAUUCAUAAAGAGCCACAAAAUGAUUAUUUAGUAGUUCAUAGUGUUUCAGAGUUAUGUCACCCUGUUAGAAGCAAGAACUCAGACACGAAGAAAUCAAACUGGGUUUUUAUAAAAAUCUGCAAAGAUUAUUUGCCUGUGUAAGGGUUGUUGAUAAAGAAUCAAGAUUGGAAGCCCAGUGCUGGCCUUUCCUUAAAUGUAUGUUAUUAUUGAAUCAGAGGAAAUCUACUAGGAAGCAUUUAUAAUUUUCUGACACGGUUUCACCGGAAGUUUGCUUGCGUCAAUAUCAAAGAUGACGUAUCGUGGCAGUUUCUCUUGUUUCAUGGAUACCUUUGAGUUUAUACUUUUAAAAUGUUUGUCUAGGGAUGUAAUGACCACUAGAUGUUGCUGUUCAUCCAGUAGUCUGAGAUCGGGUGUUCUUAAGAUUCAGCAAGCCUCCUGAACUGUUUCACGUGAAGAUAAACAUUGAUGACCUUACUUUCGGAAAUGAGGGCAUCUUCAUCAGAUCAUUCAUCUGUAAAAAAGCUUGAGGCACGUGUAAUAUUGAUUUCUAAUGCUUGCAAGGGAUAACAGUACCACACAAUGUCAACCUAAAGAGCUGAACAGAUACUGUUAGCAAAAUAGGCACUUUUAUGUAUUUUCUUUUUCACGAUCCUUGGUGACUGGCCAAUGUACUCCUCAAUUUCUAAAAUUUGUAUAAACACCACUGUUAGAAAAAUGCCUGAGGUACUAAAUUUAUGUUGGCUAUUUAUGUCUUAACUCGUAAAUACCUUCUUAUUGUUAUUGCAAUUAUAUGCGUUUUGAAUCCAGAUAGUUGUAAAUUGCUUGCUCGAUUUUUAGUAAUUACUGAUAUUGACACCAGAGUUGUAGAUUUUUUGGUGUUGUUAAAUAUAAUAGAGAGAUCAAGAUACUAUUCUGCCUGUAAGAUCAAUAAAAGUAACUAGAA